AUGACCAUGACAUUGUCCGGGGGCGGUAGGGUGUAACAUGCAAGAAUGGGGCUAAUUGCAAGGACCAAAAUACAAAACAUCAUGGAAAUAUCACCAGCCUAUAAAAAGGAAUAGAAUUUCUGAUAAAAAGAUCAGAUAUCAAUUGAGAAGUAUAUAGAAGUUUUGAUAAAAUUUGCAAAUUCAAAGACCAGUCAACUUCAUUGAAGACUCGAGACUUCAUUUUCCAUGACGACACCACCACCCUCUUUUACCAGGAGAGUUUCCCUUAUUAGUUAUUACUCGAUCAGCUUUUUACAGUUUGGGUCCAACGGUCCAUUAUCUAGUUUCCCACUUUCACACACCCGUUUUUGAAUACCCUCCACCACCAAAAAAAGAAAAGCUCCUCACAAGGCUUCCCAACUCCGUCUCCUUCUUCUUCUCCCAAUGUCUUCCGUACAGUUAGGGUUUUCAGAGGCGAUGGUCGAAGUCGCAGCGACCGAGGCUGACGUCGGCAUUGCGUGUCAGACCGUGCAAUCCCAUCUCUCUUACCUCGUUGAUCAAGUGAGCUUGGGGCUGGGGAUGAGCACGGAGCAUCUAGGUUCGAGGGAGGAGAGGCUCAACCAACGCCUGCGCGAGGUUGAAUUGAAAGAAAAGCAGUUGGAUUUACUCCACCGAAGACUCAAAAGGAGGGAGAAGAAAGUUGAAGAGCUCAGGUUGAAACAAUUCGAGCCUCGAGUCAAGACGGAGGAGGAUCAAUCUAUCAUGAACAUGGACUGUCGCGAGUUGCUGGUGUUCGUGAAUGAGCAAUUCAGAAUAAUUGAUUUGGCGGGAACCCGGAUGUCGGCUGUUCUUCAAGCAUCUCCAGACCCCGGAAAGAUGGUUCUGGAAGGAGUGCGAGGGUUUUGUCCUUCGAAUCGGAAUGUGGAUGGAAGACAGACUGAAAUGAGUUUGAGGUGUAUGAGAAAGAGUUGUGUUCUGUUGUUGCAGGAGUUGAAGAGAAUGUCGCCGCAAAUUAGUGCUCCGGUGAGAGAGGAGGCAAGGAAGUUAGCAGCUGAGUGGAAAGCGAAGAUGAAGGAGGGCAGUGAGAAUAGUUGGGAGGCCAAGGGGCUUUUGCGGCUCAUUGCUGCUUAUGGAUUGGAUGGUAUUAUUUGUGAUGCUGAGGAGCUUCAGAGUCUUGUUGCUAUGGUGGAGCAGCCGGAACAAUCUAGUGAACUAAGAAGGACUCUUGGUUUGACAAAUGGGGCACCGGGGACCAAUGCCAAUUCUUCCAUUGUUAAGAUCGAGGGACGAGAAUCCUCUCUUGCUAGAAAUGCAGCGACUCUUUCUUCUCCGAAUCAUUCUUUGCCGAAUGACAUGUUGGUUUCUCUUAAGUCGUCAUCGGAUAAGGCAAAACUUGUGUUGAAAUUGAUAAAAAGAUCUUUAACCCAAUACUGGACAAAUGGUGAUGUUAGCUCCAAAGAAAUGGUUGUAUUGAGUAACAUUUCUCUAUUGAAUUUUCUAAUGGGAGCCUCAGCUCAUGUUGGACCUCAUCUGAAAGAUGGUGCAACAAAUCUAGCAGCCCAGUGGAAAGCAAAUAUGACAGCUGAUACUGAAAACUCAUUGGAGAAUUUGGGAUUUUCGCUGUUUAUAGCUAUAUAUGGAUUGGUUUCUACUUUAAACGAAGAUGAGAUUGUAAAGCUUCUUGGAAAGAUUUCACAGCAUAAACGGUCCCUAGAAUUAUGUCAGACAAAUGGUUUUGCAGAUAAGAUUGCUGGUCUUAUUGGGAAACUUAUUGAAAAGAAGCAAGUGAUUGAUGCUGUUAGAUCGAUUUGUUUGUUCAAGUUAAUUGACAAGUUUCCCCCAGUACCGUUGUUAAAAGCAUAUGUGCAGGAUGCAAAGGAGUGGUCUGAAUUAGUUUGCAGCUUAAAGAUAUCAGAUGCUGAAAAGGAGAAGGCUGUAAAUAGAAAAAUAGCUGAUCUUAGAGCUGUCAUUCAAUGCAUCAAAGAUUGCAACCUUGAGUCUGAAUACCCGUCCAUGACUGUUGAAGUGCAAAUAGAUCAGCUGCAAAUACUCGAGGAGAAUUGGAGACCAUCUUGUGUCUCCAAAGUUAGACAACAAGAGAGAAAAAGGAAGAGACCUAAUAUCAGGCCCAGAUCUUCCUUAAAGGUAAAGCAUCGUCUGCAACAAUCUAAUGUGGAUGGGAGCCAUCAGAUAAGAUAUCACUCUCUUAGUUAAUGUGUCAUUAGGGUGAGUUAUCUGAUAUGUACCUGAAGAAUGCUUAUUAUUUGAAGCUGCAAAUACUAUAUUCGCACAGGGACGGCAUUAUUCAGGUGCUAUCAGGAGAUUGGGUGGUUGACGGCCUGACAUAAUGCAGGAAAGGUGUUUGGAAGACAUGCACCCAGGAGAUGAUAUUCCUCUGGUACCUUGUAAAGGAAGCUAGCUUCUACAUCUUGGUGGACUUGACAUUUCACAUCAUUUGGUCAUCAGAGAGCAAGCAUACUCCACACCUUUUCACGCUACAGUAGCCCACAGCGGACUGCACUCCGCCAGCAUGCCUCUUAUUUUGUACAAAGAAG
Molecule: messenger RNA, 2534 nt
Organism: Rosa chinensis
Lineage: Eukaryota; Viridiplantae; Streptophyta; Magnoliopsida; Rosales; Rosaceae
Product: FRIGIDA-like protein 1
Exons: 6
Coding region: 424-2193 (589 amino acids)
Source: RefSeq, a predicted model, not a curated record